Neospora caninum is the source of this 1914-nucleotide messenger RNA. RefSeq lists its product as hypothetical. The record is from RefSeq and is a predicted model, not a curated record. NCBI's taxonomy places the organism in Eukaryota, Apicomplexa, Conoidasida, Eucoccidiorida, Sarcocystidae. Gene Ontology annotation, molecular function: cyclin-dependent protein serine/threonine kinase regulator activity. Gene Ontology annotation, cellular component: nucleus. The transcript is spliced from 6 exons. Bases 1 to 1914 code for a protein of 637 amino acids. Gene Ontology annotation, biological process: regulation of transcription by RNA polymerase II.
AUGGCGAACCACAUCGUGCUUCCUCCGCAGAAGCUCUUGAAGAUGCCCCCAUCGGUCCGCGAUGGAGUGCCGCGAGAGGUCGAAAUCGAACAGCGCAUCUACGGCUGUCACCUGAUUCAGAAGGCGGGAAUUCUCCUCAAGUUGGAGGCUGUCUCGAUUGCCAGCGCCCAGACGAUCCUUCAUCGGUUCUUCUUCCGCCGCUCCCUCAAGCACUUCGACGUCAGGCGCGUCGCCACGGCGGCUCUCCUGUUGGCCUGCAAGCUGGAAGAAGAUCCGCAUCGCGUUAUGCACCUCAUUGGAGUUAUUCACCUUCUGUCCCAGAUGGAAGACUGCCCCGAAAAAGCGCUGACAGAGGACAACCUCGACGAUUUCCUGAUUGCCUCCGACUCUCAGGAGUAUGAGCUGUUCCGCAUGGACGUUUUCCGGUGUGAGCGGUACAUUCUUCGAGAGCUCGGCUUCAUGGUGUCCCAGACGCUCGUGCAUCCGCACCGCUACAUUCUUCAGUACAUCCAUGCGUUGUUCAAAGGGAAUUUCGUCCCAACGAGUCAACUGUCCCAGCGGGCCUGGGGCUACCUCAAUGACAGCAUGCGGACGACUCUCUGCUGCGAGGUACAGCCAGCGGUGAUCGCCGUCGGGAGCAUCUUUUUGGCGGCGUGCGAUUUAGGCAUCCCGCUUCCGGAGGAGACGGGGUGGCAUGAGCUCUUCGACGUCUCCUGGGAAGACGUGACCAAGGUCUGCGAUGCCAUUCUGUCUCUCUACACGCGGCCGCUCCCCUCGUACCUGAAGCUGGCGGAGCCUCUGAAGCCCUCGAAGCCGAGUCCCGGGCCCCAGGCUUCGAAGCCGGCGGACGUCCCCAGCGCCUCGGCGGUCGCGGCUGCAGCUCGGCAGCACAUUCACGCCCUGGGAAGUGCAGCAGUGGGAGUCGACGGUUCCGAGAAAAAAGCCGAAGAAGGCCAAGACGCCGAGGCGGGAGGGCCGAAGAACGACGACGAAGGGAGAGGUAGCGCGGACGCGCGUCACGCAAACGGCAGAGACGGGGAAGCAGUGAAAAAGUGGCUGGUUUACGAGUCGAGUCUCACGCCUCUCUUCUCUGCUGCUUUGUGCGUGGGCGAACACUGGAGCACAUCGGAGGCCGUGCAUGCAUGGCGGUGUACCGCGGACGGCGAGAAGCCUGCGUGGAUUCAAGUUUUCCAGACACGUGGAGACGUGAUGCGUCUGUUUCAAGUGCCCGCCGGUCGUCCCGCGAACGCAGCCAUCCCCGCCGAAGCGACGGCGGCUCUCGACACCGGGACAGGCCACACGGGAGCCGCCGGGAAGCAGAGAGUGGCGGGCGAGAUCGGUGGAAUGAACGAGAGCGCGGCGAAAGUCGCGACGACGGCGACCGCCGAUCCCACGUGGACUCCCACGCGGGCUCAGGACCGCACACAGCGCGUGAAUCUGACCAUCGCAGCCACGCGUCUUCGCGGCGCCGGGAGGGAGAAUCGGGCGCCUCCGUCUCAAGUUCAGGUUACCAAAAGAAGCGACGGUCGCGAUCGUGGUCCAGAGAGAGGACUCCGCGGCAAGCGUUCAAGCGGCCGCAUCCGCCAGGGCACAGCGGGUCUGGGUCUGGCGCGAGUCGUCACCGAGCCGACCGAGAUGGCGAGGGGCGGGGGAACCAUCGGGAUCGGGAGGCGGGUAGGGGCUCUGGCCGGGCGUAUUCGUAAGAGGGCUCUGGAAUGUUCGCCACGCGUGGCGCCAUCUGCGUGUGGGUGUCUCUGGAUCCGGAGACGUGUUUGGCAAGCAACAGCGGGAGCCGCAGCGCCGCAGCGAGGCCCAUCGCGGGAGCACGUGGCGAGCUUCGGCUUUUACUCAGUGGCUAUCGUGGGGCGUGGGGAACAAUCGACAGCGAGUCAGAGAGUCUCGGUCAGUCACUGA